Austrofundulus limnaeus is the source of this 2756-nucleotide messenger RNA. RefSeq names its product proline dehydrogenase (oxidase) 1b (gene prodhb). Gene Ontology annotation, molecular function: proline dehydrogenase activity; FAD binding. Lineage: Eukaryota; Metazoa; Chordata; Actinopteri; Cyprinodontiformes; Rivulidae. The record is from RefSeq and is a predicted model, not a curated record. Gene Ontology annotation, cellular component: mitochondrion. Bases 63 to 1949 code for a protein of 628 amino acids. The transcript has 14 exons.
AGCUAAGAGGAUGUUUUUCUAACUUUGCCCCCCUUCUUUGACAAUUACCUUAUCUCUGCCGGAUGUUUAGGGUCAGAACCGUCUCAGCCCUCUCACGGGCAGAUGCCGAGGGUCACCUGAAGCGGUUAGUGUUCAACCGAAGACUCGGGUCCACCGUCACCCCCGGCUCCGAGCAGUGGCAGGCGGACUGUGAAGGAAGCCGCGGCGGCGCUCCGCGUGCUUCAGCUCAGCCACAGCCUCCCAGGAAGUCCGGCAAAACGGCCAAAGACCGCAUCACGUCUGCCUCCGCUGCUAAUAAGACCUCAGUAAACUUUGACCGGACCAAGGAGGCUUAUAAAAGCAAAGACUCAUUAGAGCUGCUCAGAAGUUUGGUGGUUUUCAAACUUUGCUCCUAUGACUUCCUGGUUGAUAACAAUACAGAGAUAAUGGAUUUAGGUAAAAAGAUCCUGGGACAGGAACUUUUUGAUCAGCUCAUGAAGGUGACCUUUUAUGGCCAGUUUGUUGCUGGAGAGGACCACGUGGCCAUCAAGCCUCUGAUCCAGAAGAAUCAGGCCUUUGGUGUCGGAUCUGUCCUGGACUACAGCGUUGAAGAAGACAUCAGUCAAAAAGAAACAAAGUCGGAGGAGAAAAGCUCUUGCUCAUCUGCUGCAGGGAAAGAAAGCAUAGGCGAGCACUACAAACGGAAAAAUAUUGAAGCACACAAACAGUUCGGUGACAGUCAGGGGGAGCUGAACAAAGACUGCACGUAUCUCCACGCUGAUGAGGCCAAAUGUGACCAGCAUAUGGAAACAUUUAUAAAAUGCAUCAAAGCAUCCGGUGGGAGUUCAAUAGAUGGUUUUUCUGCCAUCAAAGUGUCUGCACUAGGACGACCUCAAUUUCUGCUUCGGUUCUCAGAGGUCCUUGUGAAAUGGCAGCGAUUUUUCAAAUUCCUGGCAUCGCAGCAGGGAAAAAAUGGCAUGGAAGCCUUGGAGCAGAGACUGGAGCUGUCACAGCUGCAGGAAUUCUUAACCAAAGUUGGAGCAAAAGGUGACUUCUAUGGCUGGUUUACCGGAAAUAAAGACGACACUAAAGGGUACAUUGAUAUUCUUGACUGGAACAGCCUUAUAGAAAACAGAGAUAGCACAUCAGAUCUGCUCGUUGUACCAAAUGUAAAGUUAGGUAAACUGGAGCCUCUGCUGCAGACAUUCACAACAGAGGAUGAGAAACAAUUGAAGAGGUUAUUACAGCGCCUACUCAUCUUGGCAAAGCAUGCCUCGGAGAAUGGUGUUCGCUUAAUGGUGGAUGCAGAGCACACCUACUUCCAGCCAGCUAUCAGCAAACUUACCCUGGAGACACAGAGGAUGUUCAACAGAGAAAAGCCUGUUGUUUUCAACACCUACCAGUGCUACCUAAAGGAAGCCUAUGAAAAUGUAACCAUGGACGUAGAACUUUCUAAACGAGAAGGAUGGAGUUUUGCUGCCAAGCUGGUGCGAGGAGCCUACAUGUAUCAGGAGCGAUCGAGGGCCGAAGAGCUGGGAUACGAGGAUCCUAUUAACCCUGACUACGAGACGACCAACAGAAUGUACCACAAGUGCUUGGACUAUGUGCUGGAUGAGGUUGCGCUCAAUAAAAAGGCCAAUGUAAUGGUUGCUUCCCAUAAUGAGGACACAAUAAAGCACACCGUGCGAAGAAUGAAUGAGCUGGGCCUGUUACCCACAGAGAACAAGGUGUUCUUUGGUCAGCUACUGGGCAUGUGUGAUCAGAUCAGCUUCCCACUGGGCCAGGCAGGUUUUCCCGUCUAUAAGUACGUUCCCUACGGGCCGGUGAGUGAGGUGAUGCCGUACCUGUCUCGGAGGGCUCAGGAGAACCGAGGCUUCAUGAAGGGAGCCCAAAAGGAGCGAGAGCUACUGUGGAAGGAGCUGAAGCGCCGACUCGUCUCUGGGGAGCUCCUCUACAGACCGGUGUACUGAGAGGAGAGUCAGGCUCUCCAGUCUGUUUUUAGCAGCAGCCAUCAGCGAUCCAUCUGCACAUGUUCACUCCAUCUUUUCCUCUGUUGUUGUUUUUUUUCUUCUUUACAAAUGGACAUAGCUGCACAGAGUUUGAUUAUUUUUAACCACCUUCACCCAUUUCACGCGCCGCUAUUGUUCUCUUUGCCUUUCUUUAUUUGCCACCGCAUCCAUAAGCAUUUUUCAUUUUUGUCAUCCCGUUGUCUGUGAAGCUCUGGUAUCCAUCAAGUGAGCAUCUUUACGGCUCCAAAAUGACUGCCUAAAAUGUCACCGAGAGCUUGAUGGGCAUCCUUCUUUAUUACCCUAUUUAUCCAGGAGAGGAGAGACAAUAAUAAAAAUAAUGGGUUUGAUUUAAAUUGUAGCAAAGGAAACAUUUUUUAUUUGAAUUGUUUUCUGUUGUUUUUAUUUUUUUUUACUCUUUCUCUCAGGCACGCAGCAUCUAGAGAAGUCAUCCCUGUAUAGUAAAUUUGUGUUUGAAGGUUUGCUGCCUUUUUCAGAACAAUACCUGUUUAUGAAUCAUUGUGAGAGCAUAAACCUCGCAGCUCAUCGCUCUUCCUCACAGCGUGCAAGGGCUGUUGUUGUUGUGUUUACUAGCAGAAGUUGUAUUCUUCAUCAGCGAGGUGUUACAAAUGAAACAAGCCUUUAAAUAGAGGGGCCUGCAUGUCUGCCAGUGGGUUUUUUAAAACUUCUCAGUGGAAAAUGUGCAAUGCAGUAAUAAAGUACUUUUUGCACCUUACUUUUUUUUAUAAAUGAACAUUGAUGUAAAUAUGU